Messenger RNA from Acomys russatus (golden spiny mouse), 3002 nucleotides. It is a transcript of the gene Gas2l2, whose product is annotated as growth arrest specific 2 like 2. Gene Ontology annotation, cellular component: stress fiber; cytoplasm; microtubule plus-end. The transcript is spliced from 6 exons. Lineage: Eukaryota; Metazoa; Chordata; Mammalia; Rodentia; Muridae. The record is from RefSeq and is a predicted model, not a curated record. Gene Ontology annotation, molecular function: cytoskeletal adaptor activity; actin filament binding; microtubule binding. Bases 269 to 2860 code for a protein of 863 amino acids. Gene Ontology annotation, biological process: regulation of microtubule polymerization or depolymerization; microtubule bundle formation; protein localization to microtubule plus-end.
GCAAGAGAGGGAGGUCACUGCAGGGACACCAAACAGAAAGUUCAGGCAGGGAUUGAGGAAUGUGGGCAGUGGGGGCUGGGCAUGGCCCAGAGGCUGAAGCCAGCAGCAAGCUGCAGAUCCAGAAGUUCUGGGCUCUAGGAGGGUAGAAAGGAAUCUAUUGAACCAAGGAGAACUGGGCCAGCACGUUGACUUAACAGGAAGUAGGACUAGAGAGACAGCAGUGGGGGACAGAAGGCUUCCACCUCCCCCCCAUCCUUCGGUUCCAGCCAUGUCUCAGCUUGGGGGACACAGGGGGAGGCCCAGGACCCCAGGGCCUCCUGUGCGCAGCAUCCGGCCCUUCAAGUCCAGCGAGCAGUACUUGGAAGCCAUGAAGGAAGACCUGGCUGAGUGGCUUCGGGAUCUGUACGGGUUGGACAUUGACGCAGCCAACUUCCUGCAGGUGCUGGAGACUGGCCUGGUGUUGUGCCAGCAUGCCAACAUGGUCACAGAGGCUGCCCUGGCCUUCCUGGCUGAGGCACCUGACCGAGCCCAGAAGAUUCCCAUGCCCCAGGCUGGGGUUGUCUGCAACGGGGCUGCUCAGCCAGGCACCUUCCAGGCCAGGGACAACAUUUCCAACUUCAUCCAGUGGUGUCGCAAGGAGAUGGGCAUCCAAGAGGUGCUAAUGUUCGAGACAGAGGACUUGGUGCUGCGCAAGAACGUGAAGAGUGUGGUGUUGUGUCUGCUGGAGCUAGGUCGCCGCGCCUGGCGCUUCGGUGUGCCGGCACCAGCCUUGGUGCAUCUGGAAGAGGAAAUUGAUGAGGAGCUGAGGCGUGACCUGGCCCUGCCCUCGCCGGACCCACCGCCGCCGGCGCCCCCGAUCCGCAGGCCUUGCCACUUCCACAACCUGGACCAGAUGGUGCAGAGCCUAGUGAGCCACUGCACGUGCCCAGUGCAGUUCUCCAUGAUCAAGAUAUCUGAGGGGAAGUACAGAGUGGGGGACUCCAACACGCUCAUCUUCAUCAGGAUUCUCCGGAGCCACGUCAUGGUGCGUGUUGGGGGCGGCUGGGACACGCUGGGUCAUUAUCUGGAUAAACAUGACCCCUGCCGGUGCACGUCCCUCUCCCACAAACAAGGCAGUUUCCUGAAGCCCCCGGGACCGCCAGUGCAGCAUGAAGUGACGGUGCAGGAUGGGCCCUCACAGCCCCACCCUACAAUGACCAUCAGCCGCUCCCAGAGCCCACUGCCUCCGGUGGACUGGAAGACAUACACCUCUUUCAGCCGAAAGCUGAGGCCCCCCACUCCCUCUUCUCCUGGACCCCGUGGUGAACGGGGAUCAGAGGCCAGAACCCUCAGAGAGAUGGCUCCACCACUAAGGUCCCAAGAGAGACCAAUGACUCCAUCUCAGAGGAUGUUGUCACCUAGUCCCCAAUUCUCAUCUACCUGUAGAGGCUCAGAUCUACAGAGUACCCUGUCAGGGAAGAGAGAGAACAGAUGCCUGGUUGAGCUGCGCAGAGGAAGGACUCUCACAGCUUGGGCUCACAAGGAAACAGACAGCCGAGGAGGAAGACAUAUUAAGGCCCCUGCCCCAGAGAGGCUCCAAAUCCCUGAGGCCACCAGUAAAGGGACAUCAACAACAGGACCGUCUCCCCCACCUCGUUCCUCUAGCCUAGCCAAUCCUCAUAGCAUUUGGCUCUUGCACCAGGGUGCCUCCCCGCAGCUCAGCAAGCCCAUGUCUACUCAAUCCCCAACCCCUGGCAAAGGGCUCACCAAGAUCCCCAUCCGGCUACCCUCUGCCCGACCCCCAACUCCAGGAAGAAGCUUUUUGGGCACUGAAGAUGAAGUCUCCAUAGGGAGAGGCCACGUCACAUCAAGGACCCUGACAGGGAACCCGGAUAGAUCCACAAACAGGCAUCGCUCUGUGGACACAAGCCAUGGGAACCACCAGGUGGACACGCAGUUUACUUCAGAGACUGAAAGUCCCAGGAGCCUGGGCACACAGCAGUGGAAGGGGAGGCACACCUCUCUGUCCCUGGGCAGGACCAGAGAACAAGCCCUCUAUGGUAGCCUUGAGGAAGAGAUUGUGGCCAACAUGGAACUGCUGGAGGUGGGGGCUGCCUGCACUCAGGGUACAAGGUCUCGAGUCAUCCCUCGAAGUGGGGUCUAUGUUCCCAGCCUGGGUGGGAGGUGGCCUGAGCCCGGGGGUCCUUAUGAUAAGGUCAUUGAGGAAUUGGUUCAUGGCCCCCCACCCCUCCUUAAAGUGGAUCUGAAAUCCUGGAAGGUAAGCCCCAAAGGCCCCCCUAAGCCAGAUGUUAGCCCAGGAAGCCCCAAAGAGAAACUAGGACCCAGAGAGAGGGGGCCAAGGACAAAGGCAAGCCUGGGUGGCAAGGGAGCCACAGUGAGGACUAUGCCCCCUGCAAGAGGGCAGGACUGCUCCACCUUGACUGCGCCUGCCAUCCCAGAGGCUGCCACACGCUCACGCUCAGAUCUCAGUUCUAACAAAGCCAAGGUAGGUCUGGGCAAGGGAAAGAGAACCCUCCGCAAGCCCCAGAAGGUCCCAUCCAUUUAUAAGCUGAAGCUGAGACCCAGAAUCCGUCCCCGUAGAGACCACAGGCCUGAGAAAAGACCUUCCAGAAUUCCCAAGCCACUGGCUUACCUUUGCCUGGGUCCAGCCAAGGCAGCUCCUGGCAGCCGGCUAUUGAAAGUUACAUUGAGUGGCAAGGGAGGGGGCACCUGCCAGGUGAUUCAAGCAAGUGAAAAGGAGGAGAAAGAGAAAAAGAAAGAAGCCAGCACCUCAUUGGAGAGCAGCACCCAGCCUUUCGAGAUCCAGGAACCUCCACAGCUUGAUGGAACCCCAUUUCCACCUGAGGAAUCUUGGGUUUGAAGAGUUCGCUGACGGGCAGGAGCACAGUGACAUGUGUGCAGUGCAAUGUGUGUGUGAGAAAGGACAGUCCCUCACUCAGCACAGGGGCUUGGCCAGGGGUAAGUCUGAAGACCCUAUGUGUUCAGUUGAGCAAAAGAGCAGC